Messenger RNA from Heteronotia binoei (common prickly gecko), 4174 nucleotides. It is a transcript of the gene GFRA3, whose product is annotated as GDNF family receptor alpha 3. Gene Ontology annotation, biological process: nervous system development. The record is from RefSeq and is a predicted model, not a curated record. Gene Ontology annotation, cellular component: external side of plasma membrane; signaling receptor complex. Gene Ontology annotation, molecular function: signaling receptor activity. Bases 187 to 1470 code for a protein of 427 amino acids. The transcript is spliced from 8 exons. NCBI's taxonomy places the organism in Eukaryota, Metazoa, Chordata, Lepidosauria, Squamata, Gekkonidae.
GGGCAGAGGAAGCAAGCCGAGCCCUCGUGAAGACUGGACGCCUGCCCGCGGGGAGGGACGUUGGCUGGCCGGCCGCCGCGCUGACAGCAGCCCAUACCCGGCUGGCCGAGGGGAACAUGUGAGCUCCCCCCAGGGACCAGCUUGGAGUGGAGCAACCAGUGCAGCGCCGCCUCUGUUCCUGUCGCCAUGGGGCUCCCCCUGCUGCUGGGGCUGCUGUUCUCCCGAACCGGAGGCCUUCUUCCUCAGUCCAUUGAGCAGUCGAACAGCUGCAUAACAGCUGAGAGUCUUUGUCUGGCCGACCCUGCCUGCAAUGCCAUCUAUCGGACCCUGGAAAACUGUUCCCAUUCCUAUGCUAAGAACAGUUUGUUCAUUCUGGACCACGAAGCCAGGAACAAAUGCCUGCAGGCAGAAACCAUGAUCAGAAAUAGCCAUUUUCAGGAAUGCAAGUGUCAGCGCCGCACACAAAAACAGGAAGAGCAGUGCUUGCGCAUCUACUGGACUGUCCAUUCUACUGUCUCAGAAGGUGACUUUAAUUUGGUGAUGUCUCCCUAUAAGAAUGUAGUAAGUGAAGAGUCCUUGAAAACCAACUACAAUAAGCUGGCAACUCGGGUUUCAGGUUCUUAUUUAGCUGGGGACAGCACAAAUCCCUGCCUGCAAGUUGCUCAGGUUUGCAGCAUGAAUCGUAGGUGUGGACGUCUUCGCACAAUGUAUGUUUCUAACUGCAGCCCAAAGGAUGGCCACCCCUGCAAUCAACGCAAAUGUCACCAAGAACUGAAGCACUUCUUUGGGAAAGUCGAUAUGGAUUUCACCAAGAGGUUCCUCUUCUGCCCUUGCCAAGAUGAGUUUUGUGGAGAGCGACGGCGGAAAACGAUUGUCCCAGAUUGCUCUUUCCAGAACAACAGUAAACCAAACUGCCUUGUCCUGUUGGAUACAUGCCUGAAAGAUUAUAUUUGCAAAUCCCGAUUGGCUGACUUCCAAGAACAAUGCAAGCCCUCAAGCUCUUCCUCAGAUGGCUGCUUUCAGCACAGCCAUGCUACUUGCCUGGAGGCUUACAUGGGGAUGAUUGGAACACCCAUGACCCCCAAUUACAUUAGCAAUUCCACUGCUGACGUCACACUGUGGUGUUCCUGCGAGAACAGUGGCAAUCACAAGGAGUACUGUGAGGAAAUCCUUAGUUUGUUUUCCAACAACAGAUGUCUAAGAAGUUCAAUGCAGUCUCAGAUGGGCUUAAACCAGGUGAAUACAAAGGAUCAGGAGGAACUGCAGUUCAUAUCUUCCCCAAACAUCCAGGGUGAUGGCACCAGCACGGUUCUCACUGCAAAAAUAUAUUGGGAAUCUGUGAAGAAUAUGCAGCCAGAAGUUCUUAUGCAAAACAGACAAAUAUUUUCUCAUGCUGAAUAUUCUGGAGAUCGGCUUUCUUUGUUCACUUUGAUCUUGACACUGUUGCUUCUGUUGCUGGGUUCACCAUAACAUAGUACAACUGGCAUUUUUCAUUCCGUGUAAUCCUCCACAGAGAAGGGAAACAGGUCAUUAUUGUUUCUUGCCAAAGAGGAAGCACUGGACACUUGCAAGCCUUUUCCCAGUGUGAAUCUUUUUGCCGGGACUUGAAAAACUUCACUUGCAUGUCUGUGCCACAUAGGCAUGGGGCACAGUUACCUUUCCAGUAACACCAAGGAAACGAAGCAGGCAGGUCAGAGUUUUUAGGGAACUGAUUUUUAAAAAGCAGAAAUCAGAAUGAAUAUUUUUAGCUUGUUUCAAGAUGUUUUGGUUUUCAUUAAAGAAGAAAGGAAGAAAUCCAGCAUAUCCAACAUAUCUCGCAAGUGACAUGUAAUUUCUGGCUUCAGCAUUGCCUGAAAAUCAAGAUUGCCUGGACUUCUGCUGUUUUCCAGGCUCUUUGCAGGCUUGUCCAGAAACAUACAAAACAAAGCUGUGUCCUGAAGUAAGAGACAGUAAUGCUAAAUAGUAGUGUCUGUACUUGGUCUAAUCUUUCUGUCCAGUCUCUCAGUACUGGUAAGAAAUGUAGUCCCUCUGAGUUAGAUGGAGUUACUGUAUCCAUCCUAGUAACAUAAUCUUCCUUGUCCAAUAUAGGAACCUUCUCUGCUUCUACAGGAAUCAGCAUGAAGACUUAUUGAGAUUUUACCUGGUUCCCUGGGCUUUACUACUCAUAGGGUUGGAUCCAGCUAGCUUCUCUGCAGGUCAGAAUGGAAGAAGAGAUCUUCUUUGAUUACCCAAAAAAGCUGCGCUAAGGAUCACAGGACAUACUUAUACAAAAGCUAUGUAGGAUGGGGCUGUAGAAGAGAGGGAAAGUGAAUGCGAUUAAGUGAAAAUUCUGAAUCCAACCCUUUAUACAUACAUUGAGCCACAGAGCAAGGAUCUUCUCCAUCUGGAAUGAACUGGUGUUCCUUCGUAUGCCCUUAUGUCCAUUCUCUUGUCCAUUAGACUUUUAUCCAGGGUCUUAUAAUAGUGGAUGUGUCAUAUUAACUGCCAUUCUUUGGUGCAGCAGUGUUGUGAUGUUAACUUCCAGGUACAAGAUUUAAAAGUUUACACCUCUUGCAUAUGAUCAUCAUCUUAUCUGCUAACUUGAUGUUUUGGAAGAGAUGGCAAGCUAACCAUAACAACUUCUCUGGCAUUGUGGAAGGUGAAGUCAGUACUAUAUCAUCUUUAUCAUGCCGCAGGAAGGAUAUAUUUGGGUGUGGUUAUUAAGAUUGCAAAGCUGAAUAUCAUAUGUCCAAUAUUUGGGGCGCAAUCUAUCUGUUUUGGCACUGUUCUUUAUGCCGUGGGUCUCAAGAUGCUCAGGCAGGUUUAUAAAUAUUUUAAAUACAUUAAAUCGAUAAGUUCAAGAGUGACGAUAUUGUCUCUAUAUCUCAGCAUGCUUUCCUGGGUUUCUUCUGAUACAGCCUACCAGGAGGGACUCCUCCUUAUUUCUGUGUGUAUUUACUGUCAGUAUUAAACAGAAGGGUACAGUUUGCACAGACUUGUCAAUCCAUUCUGUAAUCCAAAUGUAGUUUUGUUCCACCUUCUUAAUUAAGGUGAUUACAGGAGGAUUGUUUCCGUCUUAUGAAAUUCUGUUUAUAGCUCUUGUGACUACAGAUACAUUUGCAGUGUAAUCCUAAGGAGAGUUGCACUCUUCCAAGACCACUGAAAUCAGUGGGUUCAGGAAUAUGCUGUUGGAAGUACUGGUGAGGAUUUUGAAUUGUUACAACAAAACUUUUUAAAACUUGCUUUUUAAAAAACAGUUCAGGUUGGCAGUGUUUUGCUUUUACUGGCACAGGAUAUUGAUAAACCCAGGCAUUUGAAAUGUUGUAGGAAUUCAACAUUUGGAAAACGUUUAGAUACUAUGGAACAGAACACAUUGAAAACUUUGUCAACAGAAGCAAUUGCCUCCAGCACGUCAGUAGAUCAGGCAAGUCCUGAAUGGAAAGAUGUAAAGUUAACUUCUUUUUGUAGAUGGGGCAAUCAUGCUUCAUGAUACAAGUAUCCAUACUAGAACAGUUAAGUAUAGUUGUUAUUUUAAGAUUCCGAGAAUAUGGUUCAGUCCACAGUAGGCAAAGUUCUUCUACAUGCAGGAACAGGACACUAUUGAAUCCUGUUUUACUUCAUUCUGCUUGUGUGAAGGCAAGCAGCAUGGGAGGGGGGGUGCCAACUAGGAUAACUAGGAAGUUCAUGCAAGCCUUACUAAUCCCCCCAUGCCCAUAUUCUCUUCACCUUAAUGUAAGUUAUUCAUCCUUCAGAUUGCAACUGAAUUGCAUGAAGCUGAAUGGUGAUGAAGAAAUGUAUCUCACCUGAAGAGCCUCUUUUCUGUGUAAACAGAAAACCAGGCUCUGCUGAGUCCUAUCCCUCUACAUAUGGGUGCUUGCUUCAUCCAGGUUGGAUUAAACUGUGCUGCCAAUACAUAUGUUUCCAGUCUUAACUCCCUCCCACCUUUUUUAUGUUGUGGCAUUUUUUUCAGAUGUUCAUAGUCAUUUCAUCUAUGCUGACUUCAGCAGUUUUCACACCUGCUGAAGAGGGAAACUAAAGCAUGUAAAAAUUAUAUACAAUUUAGUAAAACAUAUUCAAUUUAGGCAAACAUAGAGAAGAGGGAAUGUUCUUUGCUACUGUGAUGUAAAUUACAAUAUUUUACAAAUGUCACUCAGUUCAUAAUAUCCAUAAUAAAUAAUAAAAGUUUGCCUUUCAA